AUGUCAUUGUUAACUCAAUUGCUGCUGAAUUUCAAUCAAAAGGCCCAAUUCCGCAGCCAGCACAAUUUAGAGCUGAUAAACUCCUUCAUAACAUAACAAAAAGUUGUGAGAUUCGAGCAGCUCGCGCCUUCAAUCAAAAGACGCGAACGCCAAACGCUUCUAAACGCCGCCCACUUAGGGAGAAAACCGCAAACAUUUUUUACCGGAAGAGAAAAAAGAAAUCAAAUCAAAA
This is a messenger RNA of Drosophila mojavensis, 232 nucleotides long. RefSeq lists its product as uncharacterized. NCBI's taxonomy places the organism in Eukaryota, Metazoa, Arthropoda, Insecta, Diptera, Drosophilidae. The coding region runs from base 1 to 96 and encodes 31 amino acids. The record is from RefSeq and is a predicted model, not a curated record. The transcript has a single exon.